Messenger RNA from Hyaena hyaena (striped hyena), 6845 nucleotides. It is a transcript of the gene TTLL11, whose product is annotated as tubulin tyrosine ligase like 11. The record is from RefSeq and is a predicted model, not a curated record. Bases 12 to 2498 code for a protein of 828 amino acids. NCBI's taxonomy places the organism in Eukaryota, Metazoa, Chordata, Mammalia, Carnivora, Hyaenidae. Gene Ontology annotation, molecular function: tubulin binding; tubulin-glutamic acid ligase activity. Gene Ontology annotation, biological process: protein polyglutamylation; microtubule cytoskeleton organization. The transcript is spliced from 13 exons. Gene Ontology annotation, cellular component: cilium.
CCUCUUCCAAGAUGGCCGCCGCGGCCUCUGUGACAGGACUGGUCACGUGCGCGCCGUCGCCUAUGAGGUCGCUGGGGCUGGAGCGGCGAUUGUCCCUUCCCGGGCCCCGUCCCGAGGCGGCGACUGCCCUAGUCAACCGAAGCCUGAGCGAUCAUGGCAACGAGCUCGGGCGGGGAGCGCGUGGCAGCGGCUGCAGCGGCGGCAGGUUGGUCGCGGGCCGGAGCGGCGGAGCGGUGGCGGCGGCGGUGGCACUGGCGCUGGCACCGGCCCUGAGCGCCAUGCAGCGGGGCAGCUCAGAGAGGGAGCUGGCGGCCCGGUGGGAGGCGGAGGCGGUGGCCAUGACCAAAGCGCAGGCGGCGGCGGCGGCAGCAGAGCAGGUCCUCGUGGACUCGGGCGCGGCCGGGGAGCCGGAACGCAAGACGCCAGAGGAGCAGCCCAAGGACCCGGCCCCGGCGCAGCACCGCGCGGCCGAGGAGGGGGACGCCCGCGUCGUCCCGCGGCCGCCGCCCUCGCUGCCCCUGGCCAAGCCGCAGCCGGCUCGGGCGCGGGGCCUCUGCCCGCACGGGAAGCCCCGCAGCAAGGGCCGGGGCUGCAGACGGAGCUCGGGCCGCGGGACGGAGGAGCACCACUCCCAGCGGCCGGUCACCGUGGACAGCUCCAAGGCCAGGACCUCCCUGGACGCCUUGAAGAUCAGCAUCCGCCAGCUCAAGUGGAAGGAGUUCCCAUUUGGCCGACGCUUGCCUUGUGACAUCUACUGGCAUGGAGUUUCAUUUCACGACAAUGACAUAUUCUCCGGCCAAGUGAACAAGUUUCCAGGCAUGACGGAGAUGGUGCGUAAAAUUACUCUGAGCAGAGCCGUGAGAAUCAUGCAGAAUCUCUUUCCUGAGGAAUACAACUUCUACCCUCGCUCAUGGAUUCUGCCUGACGAGUUCCAUCUCUUUGUUGCUCAGGUUCGAAUGGUGAAAGAUGGUGACCCCUCCUGGAAGCCCACUUUUAUUGUGAAACCUGAUGGAGGUUGUCAGGGUGAUGGAAUCUACCUCAUUAGAGACCCCAGCGACAUCCGCCUGGCGGGCACCCUUCGGAGCAGGCCAGCGGUGGUCCAGGAGUACAUCUGCAAACCUCUUCUCAUCGACAAGCUCAAGUUUGAUAUUCGUCUGUAUGUCUUACUCAAGUCCUUAGACCCCUUAGAGAUUUAUAUAGCCAAAGACGGACUCUCUAGAUUUUGUACAGAGCCAUACCAGGAGCCCAGCCCCAAAAAUCUGCACCACAUCUUUAUGCACUUAACCAACUACUCACUGAACAUCCAUAGUGGGAAAUUUGUCCAUUCGGACAGCACUAGCACGGGCAGCAAAAGGACUUUUUCUAGCAUUCUUUGUAGGUUGUCUUCCAAAGGUGUUGACAUCAAGAAGGUCUGGUCUGAUAUCAUCUCCUUGGUGAUUAAGACUGUCAUUGCCCUGACUCCAGAGCUCAAAGUGUUCUACCAGUCGGACAUCCCUGCAGGGAGGCCUGGGCCCACGUGCUUUCAGAUUCUAGGCUUUGACAUCCUUCUGAUGAAAAAUCUGAAGCCUAUUCUACUGGAAGUAAAUGCAAAUCCCAGCAUGAGAAUCGAACAUGAGCAAGAACUUUCUCCAGGGGUCUUUGAAAAUGUCCCCAGCCUUGUCGAUGAAGAAGUGAAGGUGGCCGUGAUCAGAGACACAUUACGCCUCAUGGAUCCACUUAAGAAGAAAAGAGAGAACCACUUUCCAGAUAUCUAUAUGGACAGAAAACAGAGAUUCCCUCCAGUUUCUGACAGAAUGCCUUCAUCAGAGCUUCCCGUAGUCAGGUCUCAGCAGCUUAAGAAGCCAUUAGACGAAAAGGAAGAUCCUUCUGACAGUGAGCCCACCAGCCCUUCCGACGGCAGCACCAACCCGGAAGCCCGCCUGCCCUCCAUCUGCCUCAAGCAGGUGUUCCCCAAGUACGCCAAGCAAUUCAACUACCUGCGCCUGGUGGACAGGAUGGCAAAUCUGUUUAUCCGGUUCCUGGGGAUCAAGGGGACGAUGAAGCUGGGGCCCACAGGCUUUCGGACUUUUAUCAGGAACUGCAAACUCAGCAGCAGCAGCUUGUCCAUGGCGGCCGUGGACAUCCUCUACAUUGACAUCACCAGGAGGUGGAACUCCAUGACCGUGGACCAGCGGGACUCAGGGAUGUGCUUGCAGGCCUUCGUGGAGGCCUUCUUUUACCUGGCUCAGAGGAAGUUCAAGACGCUGCCACUCCAUGAGCAGGUGGCCUCGCUGAUCGACCUGUGUGAAUACCACCUGUCCCUGCUGGAUGAAAAGCGCCUGGUGUGUGGCCGCAGUGGCCCAUCGGGGGGAGGGCCCCCGGACAGCAGCACCCCCCCAGACGCCGCCCCCUCCGACCAGCUGGUGGAGGGCAACCCCCCGGUCCUGCACAAACAGCGCCCACAAGGUGACCCGUCCCAGGCACGCUCUGUCCUGACGGCUGCUCGAUGCUGCCGCUGAAAGGCGAGCCCUUCGGGGCUGAAGAGGACCCUCUAGGCUUCCCACCUGUGGAGAGAGGGCAGGAUGCGGAGAAUUCCCACCUGGCAGCCCCAGGCCCGACUCGCAUUCUCUGCAUUCUGCUGAGCUGUGCUUUGAAAGAGGCUGAUGGUGCCCGCGCUUCCUCUCGGGGGUCCUACUCUCUGUGAGUCAUCGGUGGACACAUGACAUCCCAAAUGCGACAGAUGGCAUCUUCUAUUCUGGGCUCACAGGAAGCGACAACCGGGGUGAAACUGUUGCGAUCGGGCACGGGGCGCCCGCGAUCCCGAGCCUGAGCUGCGGAGAGGAAAAGUGCGGAGAAAGCAGAGACUUGGGUGUGCAGGGGCCUCCGAGAGAACACUGGUUAAAUCCCAGGGACACCAUGUGGAUUGCCCAGCACCGUGCUGUGAAAACGGAGAGGAGCCAGCCAGGGGGCCUGCACAGCCCCCCCACCCUGGUCAUGUGCUACACUAGGGUGUGGUUAACGGAUUGGCCUCAUUAGUUUUGCUAGCUUGCCUAUUACUGUAAUGUUCCGUUUGUUAUUCAUUAAGAACUAACCAGGAAGUAACUAGGUAAGGUUCCUAGAGCUUUAGAGCCGUGGGAGCCUCAGAGGUCAUUUUGUUUGACCCCAAAGCAGGAGUCCCAGGGUCCUGUGACCUCCUCCCACCCCACCCCCCCACACAAAUAAGGCACCAUCACCUGGCCAGCAGGUGCACGGCAGGCACUGCUGGGGGGGCGGGGGGGGGGCCUGGGUGGGAGGAGGUGCUUCAGAGGGGAGAACAAGAAAACCCCCUUAACAGCAGGAGGAGGAUGUCCGAAGCUCAGUGGUGUGAGGACACGACAGCCCACUCCCUCCCUUCCCCGAGACCCUUUCUUUGUGUCCAUCCGUGUCCCCAGGUGAACCCCUUCUCAGAGGGGAAGGCUCAGAGGCAGCCAAAGGUGGCAUUUUUGAAAACUGCGCCCCGCAGAACACACUCUGGGCUAUUUGGUGACAAGAGCCACCUGUAAUGACCUUGUUUUCCCAAGCAAAAAAAGCAGGACAGGUGGCCUCAGACGGGAGGGGCAGGAGGAACUCGACGUACACCCAGUGCCUCCUGCUUAGGGACAUUCUAGAAGUUUCCAUCCCCUGGGUAGUUUCGUAAUGCUGUUUCCAUUUUCAGAUGAGAAAAGGCAGGCCUGGGGUGGGGCGUGGGGGGUGUGUGUGGAGGGAGUCCCGUGGGAGAGUGAGGCUUGGUCCAGUUCUGGGGGUUGGCCCCUGAGCCCCAUUUCCUUUAUGUCCCCUGGUGAGUGUGACUCAUUUUCCAGUUGUCCCUGUUCCAGGUCUGCCUGGGGUCCCGCGGGGCCCUGCCCGCUUCCCUGCAGCCCGGUGACAUGGGCUGGGACAGUCAGUGAUUCUAAGUGGUCUGCUGUGAGGACCACGCUUUGCAGCCCCCGUGCCCGUUCCCCAGCCCCGGCUGGUGCCAGAGCACGCGGGCCUCGCAGUGAACGCGCCUCCCAUACUUGUUAGCAGCUGGGAGCAGCAAAGCGUCUUUUCAACAACGCCCUGACUUUGUUUUCGGAAAGCAUUCCCUUGCCAAGAUGGAGUGAAGUUUUCAGUUCCAAAGUCAACCAAGCACAUUGGGUUUUGGGGGGGAAAUCAUGUCAAUAGGUUGAAUUCGAGCCAUGUUGUUUGGGAUGAUUUGAACACGUCAGUUCUCACAGUGAGGAAUGUCCUGUCCCCGCUUGUUCAGGUCAGAAGCAGGCAGGUGGCUCCGCCCAGCCCUUCAGGGUCCCUGUCUGGAAGAGCCCCUCGGCUGCACCCCACGGGGUGAGUGUCAGGGAAAUGAGGCUGCCGUUUUACAAGAGGCCAGUGAGGGACCGACUGGGUCCUUUCUUCCCAGUGCUUCCCAUGGGAAUUCAAUGCUGCUUGCUUAUCAGAGUGAGUGAUAGGAGACGUCCCCACCCCCAUGCUGCCUGUGGGAAGCCCCCCUUGUUCACCCCCUUUGUUUCUCAUACCCCACGUGUUUCAGGGUGCCCCUGAAGUGAUAGCAAAGACAGACCUGUCCUUUCUCCUAGAAGAGGGGACCUGGGGGUAGAGAUCCCGGGCCCAGAGAUGCCCCAUGAGGAACCGAGGGCCCUGUGUGUUACCUGGGGUGGGGCCCUCGGGAUCCAUCGGGCCAAUUCUCCCCUAGUCUCCCCUAGUCCCCCUCCCACUGAUUCACACACAUACGUGCACACACUCCAGCCACAUCACCCCUUCCCAGAGGUCCCUGAAGGGCCCGCUUCCUAGAGCAGGUUCAGUGAAUGGAGAAGAUCGGGUUCAGCCUGUCUCCCCUUGGGCCCUGGCCCCGCCCCACCCUUUUCUGCCAAGCCUGUCACUUCCGGUGCACCGAUCAGCUCCCUUCCUCUUCCACAGUGGCCAUCCUGCUCCCCUCCUUCCAGCCUCCUAGGAGAUGUGCUUGGCUUCCCUGCUGUCACAGCCAGGAGCUGAGUCCCCACAGCCUGGCUGCAGGGAGCCUGCUGUAGGUGCUAAUAAAGGCGCAUUGGAUUCGGUGCAGUUGUUAGUUGUUAGUUGCUGUCCUAACAGGUGUGGAGGCGGGGCCUCCUGGAGACAGAGCCUCCGUCCCCAAAGAGGUGCCCUCGUUUCUCCUGUGGGUCCCUGCCCUCUCCCCCAGCUCGGACUUCACCUCCUCCUGCCUCUCACCCCCCUUAACUCACGUUCCAUCCUACGUCCUUAGUGGCCCCGAAGGAAUUCGGAGAACCACGGAGCCGACCACACGAUCCCCUAAUUCAAUCAACCGUCAUCUAAGCCAAUGCUCCUUAACCCAACGUUCAAGGCUGCUCGUAAUCCAGCCCGGUCCUUCCUCUCCAUCCUAAAGACAUGCUUGGCCCACCCUUUUCAGGGGGUAGCCUCUGCCACAGCCCCUGUCAACACGCUCCCAGGGCACUCGCUGUGUGUUGUGGCCUCUGGGGAAGAGAAUGUGCUGGUACCUGCCCCAGGGCCAGGACCCACUUCAGCCUCUCCUGCCCUUGUGCUUACUGUUCCCUGGACCGGAUGGCCUCCCUCCAUCCAAUGGACACCUACUUACCUUCAAGGUCCAGCUCAAACACCCCACUGCAACACCCCCCCCCCCACAGCAUCAACUGCUCCCUCCGUCUGCUCGUGAGAAUCUGGAAAGUUCUGUUAUUACCAUGCUUGCCCUGUGACAUCACAGGGCUCAUCUUUACAAGCUGGGAGUUACUCCAGGUCAAGCAGGUGCCGGAUUCAUGCUGGCCCCUCGAGCGUGGGGUGCGGGGUCCCGCAGGGCCAUUCACUCAACACCUCUGUGUUCCCAGCCUGGUGGCUAACCCCCUCCAUCAGGAGUCCGGCCGUCUCUUCAGCCCUGCAGGAGCAGAGCCUGCAUCUGUGGGCUUGGUGAGCUGAGCAGGUCAUCCCGAGGUGAAGAACCAACUCCUUUUCCCAUGUGAACUUAACAACAUCUGUUCAGUGCUUCACAGUUUACAAAGUGCUGGAAAACGACGCAGCGCAAUGCUUACAGGUACCCACGCGCGCACACAGCACCACGGAGCUUUUGUACAAAAUGGCAAAAUUACUGAUGAUUUUCUCAUUUCUGGCAAUUUCCUUCUGAGUCUUAUUUAGAGAGCAGAGGGAAAAGGGCUCUGUGCAGGCCCUGGGGUAACAUAACGUGCUCACUAAGAGGCUCCUGGGAAACGUUUCCUCCAACGUGAAGGUGCUUGCCAAGAGUCGGCCCAGGACCGUAGGCCCGGGCCGCCGGGACACCGCCUCCCUGCUCCUGACUGUGGCUCCCCAGGGGCCCUCCCAGGCUGCGGGAGCGAGGCUGGUGAUGCAGGAAGGCAGAGGGGCAUUUCCCCUGCAGAACCCCUUGCCUCACAACAGGGACGUGACGGCCCGCUUUUGCUGUACCCGACGCCCUCUGGCUGUGCACCUGCGCACCAGCGACGUCACCCCUCUGCCCUGUUUCUGGCCCCCAGGGCGACAGUCGUGUCAUCGUGAACGUAAGAAACCCAUCUUGGGGCUGGGCGCCCGGGAACUACCUUAACAAAUGUCUGGAACAAGACGGAUGCCGGGGACCUUGUGCCCACCUGGACGUCCCCGACAGCCGGUGCCCUUUGAGGCCUGGUGACAGGCGCCACGCUCGAGCCCUCCCCGGAGGGGACACUGCUGCUAGGCCGAAGCUCCUGCCUCUUAAAAGCCUUUAAGCAUUCUUUAUUAAAUUUUCAUGGCACAUAAAGUCAAGGUUCUGUUACUUGGCCUCAGUUGUCUUGGUAACUUCGUAAAAUGCAAUAAUAAAACAAAGCUGAGUGUUGCUAAACACAGGCUCAUUGUAAAAA